This is a messenger RNA of Aspergillus wentii DTO 134E9, 2100 nucleotides long. RefSeq lists its product as uncharacterized. NCBI's taxonomy places the organism in Eukaryota, Fungi, Ascomycota, Eurotiomycetes, Eurotiales, Aspergillaceae. The record is from RefSeq and is a predicted model, not a curated record. The transcript has a single exon. Bases 147 to 2081 code for a protein of 644 amino acids.
CUCGUUACACUUCCUUAUUUCAACCUAAUCACACUAUACGCUCUUCGAAUUCACUACUACCUGCUUCACGGCACAAGUCAGGUGAAGAGUCCUCGGCUCACUUUCUCUCACCUUUGAAAGGCAGGGAACGUCGGAGUGUUUCCACCAUGCCUGGAAGAAUCAGACCUGAAGACCGGUUCCGGUUAGUGGUGAACAGAGCUUCUUCAGCUGCUAUGCUGCAUGGUGGCAGUCGUGAUCUGAAUAGCCUUGACGACCUUGCAUCAUCUAGGCCGAUCCCCUUGAGUGCUCUGUGCGGCAGAGCUAACUCAAGGAACAAAGGUUCAAGAUCCUGGAAAUCCAUACCGCUUGAUGUAGACGGAGAGACUACAGGUGACCCUGUGAGCAAUGUAAUCCUAUCCGAAGUCAGCCAUUACAAACCUCGUUCUCGUCUCUCCGCCAUGCAUCAAUCCAACAACGAGGAUGGAUAUUACCAAAGGAAUAAUGGUACGGUGCGACUCCAAGCCCCCGAUGAUCGCUUGGGACAUAGAAGCGACCCUAUGGGACAGAGCUGGUCCAGAGAAAUGAAUGCUCAAAUCCAACAAAACCCUCUGAGCUAUUCUGCUGGGUAUGAUUCCCCUUAUCACAAUUCACUCUCGCAGCGGAAUAGCUACAUCUCUGAGAGUCCAUUCAUAAGGGGUGAAAACUACUUCCAACCAGAACAAACUAGCUGGUCAACAGAAUCAUACCACUCGAUCUCUGGUGUACUUGGUGGUGCAAUGCAGCAGCCUGAAGGUUACGCUCAGGGCAUCUAUACCACGAAUUUGAUGCCAAAUCCUGCCUUACAUGCUUAUGGAACAGAUUCUGGGCGUCCAUAUACCCCAUCAUCUCACGAAUCAUUAGCACAUCCGGUUCAUGGCCAUCAUGAUCAAAUGAGUUUCUAUCAGCCAUCUCACAUGUUGCAAUAUUCGAUGCCAGGGCUCCAGCACGAGCAAUACAUUGGUUAUGAAUCUACCAUCCAAGCCGAAGAUGCAUUCCCAACAUACAGAGAUGGUGUGAUCUUGACAACAACCUCAAAUCCAAUUGAGAUGUCUUCUCAAACACAGACAGCAAAGUCUUCGCCAAUUCCGCCCUCGACUCCUGCGUAUGAUUUGGAUAAGAAGAUCGGAACAAAGUUCAACCAAUUUGAUGUGGUGAAACCUCAUGGUGAGACUAAAAAGUGCGGCUCUAAAGAGGAAAUGGCAGCCUAUCUCAAUGAUGUUGUUCACAAGGCUCAGUUGGAUACUAAACAAACGACACUGCACGAUCCUUUCGUGGAAACAAAGGCUCCCCUUGUCAGCGAACGUCAGGAGCAGGACUAUAAGGCAAAACAAAACCUGCAUGUACAAAAAAAAUCGGAGGACCAGAUUAUUAAAGAGUCUAUAAAGGAACUCCUGGAACGAAAUGAAACAUUCAAGCGACACUGUCAAGCAGCUCCCGUCCAAAAGCCAGGGCCAAAGAAAAGUGACGCACAAGACCAAAUCAAUGAGAAGAGAGCAGACCCCUUCGAGAGCCGAGCAGGAAACUUGAGUACAGCCAGUGGGAAAAUUUUGAAACCUCCUCCAGGGCUCCCCAAGCCCGCUGCGCAUAAUAUGAUGAUAGAAUGCUCACCUAUUGAGCAACGCUCUCUGCUUGAGAAACAUAGGCUUGAAGAAGCAAACUAUUGGUUUAGCAAGGAUGGUCGUGGGGAAGAACAGCUUCGACAGCAUGUCGAUGAAGUUGCUCAGAAGUACUCGGAAAAGUGUAAGAAACUUCAGGGAACGUCUCAUUCGGUGCAAGACAGCGCCACUGCAAAACAAAUGACUCUACUUUUGGGAAAUGUCAUUGCCAAUCUUCAAUCAUACGUCUCUGGAAACCGGACCGAACAAACCAGCAACUUUGCAGACUUUGGAACUGUAAAACCUCAUUCCCGCGAGCCCAGCCAUGGUGGACGCCGCAGUUACUUUGAUCGAGAUCCUUCUGUUGAUCAAUGGAGACUACCCUCUGGCCGAGCUUUCUCUAGUUUGAGCAACAAUUCAGACAAGAAGCUCCCGCUAAGUCGCUUACAUCGAUCGUACGACGAGUAGUGACUGAGCUGAAUGAGGU